Sinocyclocheilus grahami is the source of this 2140-nucleotide messenger RNA. RefSeq names its product B-cell receptor CD22-like. The transcript has 10 exons. The record is from RefSeq and is a predicted model, not a curated record. Lineage: Eukaryota; Metazoa; Chordata; Actinopteri; Cypriniformes; Cyprinidae. Bases 1 to 1761 code for a protein of 586 amino acids.
AUGGCGACAUCACUCAUAACAUCACUUCCUCUGAUCUUGGUGAUCAUGACUGCGGCUGUUGAUGGUCAGCAGGAUUGGGGAGUGAAUUACAGCCCUUCAUAUGUUUGUGCAUUAAAGGGAUCAACAGUGAAAAUGUCCUGUGCUUUCCCACAGACACAAUGUCAGUGGCGCAAAAACGGGAGAAAUAGAGUUGUUGCUGUUGUUCUGUCAGACCUGCAGGUGGAGACACAGCAGAGUGUGAAAGAGAGAGAUUCAGUCACUCUGAGAUGUAAAAGCAGCUGCUCUCUGCCUCAACAAACAACAUUCAUCUGGUACAGAAACACUCAGAGAUUAACUACAGGAACCGUGGACGUGAAUCAGCUUCAGCUGCAGUCAGUCAGACGUGCUGAUGCAGGAAACUAUAGAUGUGCUGUUUCAGGAUAUGAACAUCUGAUCUCUCCACCUGUUUAUCUUAAAGUAGAAUCUGUUGAUGGUCAGCAGGAUUGGGGAGUGAAUUACAGCCCUUCAUAUGUUUGUGCAUUAAAGGGAUCAACAGUGAAAAUGUCCUGUGCUUUAAAAUAUCCUCGUGAUCAUAAGAUUAAAACAGUCUUCUGGACCAAACCUGCUGUAACUGAUGGAGAUCUACCGCCCCUGUGUUUAGUUCCAGAAAACAGAGGACGAGUUCAGUGUGUCAGAGAAAACGAAGACAAUCACAAUAUCACUUUGACAGAUGUAACAGAAGCUGAUAAACACAUCUACUACUGCAGAUUCAUUACAAACAUUGAUACUGGAAAAUGGACGGGGGUUCCUGGAGCUCAGCUGGACGUCACAGACCUGCAGGUGGAGACACAGCAGAGUGUGAAAGAGAGAGAUUCAGUCACUCUGAGAUGUAAAAGCAGCUGCUCUCUGCCUGAACAAACAACAUUCAUCUGGUACAGAAACACACAGAGAUUAACUACAGGAACCGUGAACGUGAAUCAGCUUCAGCUGCAGUCAGUCAGUCGUGCUGAUGAAGGAAACUAUAGAUGUGCUGUUUCAGGAUAUGAACAUCUGAUCUCUCCACCUGUUUAUCUUAAAGUAGAAUAUCCUCCAAGGAACGUCUCAGUGUCCAUAAAUGGAUCUGGUGAAAUAGUGGAGGGAGAUUCAGUGACUCUGAGCUGCAGCAGUGACUCAAACCCUCCUGCUCUGAACUUCAGCUGGUUUAAGGAGAAUCAAAGCUCAGCUGUUGGAUCUGGACAGAGUUUCAGCAUCUCCAGCUUUAACUCCAGUCACAGUGGACGCUACUAUUGUGAGGCUCAGAAUAAACAUGGAUCUCAGAGAUCAGAGUCUGUUUCAGUCUCUGUUAAAGAGGUUCAGAGAGCUGCUCUGCAAACAGUUACUGGGAUUGUGGUGGGAUGUGGAGGAUUGAUCUUCAUCAUCAUCAUCAUUGUCGUUUUUUUUUCCAGGAAGAAGAGGAGAGACGGUGGAACUGAAGUAGUCAGCCAAAAUCAGGAUCAGGUUGCCAGAUCAGCAGAAACGGCUCUGACCAAUGACGUUCCAGUGUAUUCAGUAGUAUCAGCCAAUCAGAGGGAUGAUCUGUAUUCCAACAUUAAAGCGAAGAAACCCAAACGCUCUGGGAGAGAACAAACAGAAAAAGACUCUGGAGAUGUUGAAGAGGUUCAGUAUGCCAGUGUCCAUCACUUCAAGAACAAAGACAUGAACAAGACUGAAGAGACCAUUGAGAUGCAACAUCCAUCUGAUGCCAACAGAGCUGAGGAUGUGAUCUACAGCUCAGUGAAAUGAAGAACGUGUGGUUGGAGCCGCGUCCUAUUGAUGCUCAUGGGAGACCUGGUUUUGAGUCCAUCCCAGGUCAUGUUCCAGAUCCCUCUCUUCUUGAAUUCACCCAUUUACUCAUCUUUGGGACUGUUCUACUGUUUAGACAUAAAUGGCUUUCAGUUUAAAUUCUGCUCGUUUGUUACGAUCUUGAUUAUCUCAAGCACACUCACUGCCUUCCCUCUACACUCACACACGAACGCCACUCAUUCCUGUAAUAGUCAAAGUCCUUUUAGCUCUCACUUUGUACAGUCAAUGUAGAACAGAUAUUUUCUCUGUUCACCCUGUGUGAGUUUGUGAACAUUGUCAGAAAGUCUUUAUUUUCAUUAUGGCAUCAUGACAAUUUAGC